AUGCACUGCCAGACGGAGGGAGCAGUGUUUGCACCGUUUUGUACUCACCCGGUGUGGGUGAGCAGGAGGCGGGGGAGUGCGGUGGGGUCCGAGGGGGCUUCAGAUGUAAAACAGGUCACGCCCCCCCUCGGGGGAACGCUGAACAACAUAAAGUGUCGGGGCGAAGAGUGGCCUCGGAGAAGGAGCUCGGUGGACGGAACAACAGCGGGUUCACCCGAAGCAGGACCCGGCCUCGAGCGCCGCUGUGAACACAUGGAUGGAGGAGGAGCGGGGGGUGCGGACUCUCAGCUAAAGGCGACCCACGCUGUGAAUGCUCGGGGACGAUGGAGACGGAUGAGAGGGGCUGCUCUGGGCGCUGCUGCUGAACCCGGUGGAGGUGAGCGGGUGGUGAUGAUGGCUCGCUACCCUACAGUCUGA
Molecule: messenger RNA, 417 nt
Organism: Knipowitschia caucasica
Lineage: Eukaryota; Metazoa; Chordata; Actinopteri; Gobiiformes; Gobiidae
Source: the annotation of a GenBank genome assembly